UAUAGAUCAAGUCAGUCAAACAACUACUGCCUCUAUUACAAGACAGGCAACUGCACAUUCAGUGAGACUUGUUAUCUUCAAAGCCAGUGACAGAGAAACAAUGGACCCAUACGAUAGCGACUCGUCCGUCGAGGAUGCGGGGGACUUUACAGACACCGGUGUGCUGUUGGGUUAUGCGUCGGAGGAGCUGAUAGAAGAUACGAUCAGUCGUCUGGGUGGACGACCGACCUGGAUUGACGACGCUACCCCGCCUUCCGGUGAUUUCGCCAACUGCAAAGUCUGCAAUCAACCAAUGCUGCUGCUUCUCCAAUUGCAUGGCGACCUGCCCGAUGACUUCCCCAGCGAUGAGAGGCGACUGUACAUUUUCGGAUGCCCGAGGAAACCGUGCAACCGCAAGCCAGGCAGCAUCCGGGCCUUGCGCGCCACCAAGAGACUGAAGAACCAGCCGGCCCCGAGGAAGGAGAAGCAGGAACCGCCGAAAACACAACAAGAGUCGAAAACGGAGAGUGAGACCCCCAAGCAGGAUCUUGGGGCCAGUCUCUUCGGAGCCUCCACGCUCACUGGCAGUGUUUCCGGUAAUGCAAACCCGUUUUCUCCUGCCAGUUCUUCCCCCGCGCCGAGCAACCCGUUCGCGGCCCCCGCCCCGGCCCCGACUCCAGCGCCUGCCGCUCCUCCCUCCGCGCCUGAAAAGCAACCGUCAUCCGAGAAUGACGAUUCACUCGCUGAGUCCUUUGCAGACAAAGUUCGAGUGUCCUCCCCGCCCCCGGAAUCGAAGGCCCCCGAAGCCAGUGGACCCCCUACGCCGUGGCCGGCCGAGUCUGCGUUCCCCGCGCCCUACCCGCAAUACUACCUGGACGCCGAGUACGAGACUCUCUCCCGACCCUCCACGCCUACCGUACCCGAGAACGUCACCGUGGAGAACGCCGACGAUGACGCCAACGCAGGAUCUUCCGAUCUCAAGGAUACUUUCGAAUCGGAGAUGGACAAGGCAUUCAUGAAGUUCUCCACCCGCCUGGCACACAACCCCGAGCAGAUCCUCCGCUAUGAAUUCCGCGGCACCCCUCUGCUCUACUCGUACGCCGACCCUGUGGGCGCGCGAUUCCACGACGCCGCCGCUGCCAACGCCGGAGCCCGCGUGACGACGGUCGCGAGCAGUGCGAGCCGGAUCCCCCGCUGCGAAAACUGUGGGAGCCAACGGGUGUUCGAGCUGCAACUCGUCCCGCACGCCAUCAGCAUGUUGGAGGAGGGCCGCGAGGUCGGAUUGGGUGCGAAGGACGACGCCGGGAUGGAAUGGGGCACGAUCAUCCUGGGCGUCUGUAGCAAGGACUGUGGGCCGGAGAAAGUCGGAGUGACGGUGUAUCGCGAGGAAUGGGCUGGUGUGCAGUGGGAGGAGCAGGCGAAAUGA
Aspergillus campestris IBT 28561 is the source of this 1405-nucleotide messenger RNA. Its product is annotated as small subunit rRNA maturation protein TSR4. NCBI's taxonomy places the organism in Eukaryota, Fungi, Ascomycota, Eurotiomycetes, Eurotiales, Aspergillaceae. Gene Ontology annotation, cellular component: cytoplasm. The coding region runs from base 101 to 1405 and encodes 434 amino acids. The record is from RefSeq and is a predicted model, not a curated record. The transcript is spliced from 2 exons. Gene Ontology annotation, biological process: maturation of SSU-rRNA.